AUGGAGGAGAUAGGAAGCCGCGAGGGCUCCAGCAGCCGGGGCGGGGGGGGGACCCAGGGCCUGUGUGGGGUAAGCUGGACUGGCCUUGCACACCCCCGGGGUGGGGAGAGGCACUGGAGAGCAGGGCCCUGUGCCCUCCCUGGCUACCCCCAUCUCUGCUCUCAGUGGGGUGGGAGGCCCCCAGCUCCGAAGCCCUACCCCAACUUGGAGGGGGCACUGCGGGGGCCAGUCUUGCAGGUAUCCCAAGGACAGAAGGUGACCAGCCUCACGGCCUGCCUGGUGAACCAGAGCCUCCGCCUGGACUGCCGCCACGAGAACACCACCACCACGCCCAUCCAGUAUGAGUUCAGCCUGACCCGGGAGACGAAGAAGCACGUGCUCUUUGGCACCAUGGGCGUGCCCGAGCACACAUACCGCUCCCGCACCAACUUCACCAGCAAGUACAACAUCAAGGUCCUCUACCUCUCCGCCUUCACCAACAAGGACGAGGGGCUCUACACCUGCGAACUGCGCCUCUCUGGCCAGCCGUCCACCGUCUCCUCCCAGAACAUCUCUGUGUUCAGAGAUAAGCUGGUCACGUGUGAGGGCAUCAGCCUCCUGGCUCAGAGCACUUCCUGGCUGCUGCUGCUCCUGCUCUCGCUGUCCCUCCUCCAGGCCACGGACUUCAUCGCUCUGUGACUGGCUGGGCCCAUGGAGGAGAUAGGAAGCCGCGAGGUCCAGUGCAGAGCCCCUACUUCUCUGAGUCGGCUGACCCCCUCCCACCAGUCCCUCACACACCUCGGGGAGAAGCAGGGACCCCACCCCGUGAUCAGGAACCCCAGUUGCUGCAUGCCGUGACCCACGUGCUCCCCACCGCCACCUCCCUCCCCGCACGCCCUUGGCUGUCUGUCUGUACCUCGUUCCACAGCUGCUUUCUGUCUGGUUUAUUUAGGGAUAUCCUGCCUUUUCUUGGGGAGUUGGUGAAAAGGGGACCGGAUGGAGAGUGUGGGCAUGUGAGGGGUAGUGGGAUGGAGAAGCACCAGCCCCUCGGCGGUCAUCCUGACCCACAGGGACCAGAGGCCCGGGAGAGCCCUGGGUGAGGAGAGGCGUGGGGCGUUUGGGCCUGGCCCGGGUGUGGCGUGUGCUCAGACCGCUCCCAGCAGGGAUGGUCCCAGAUGUGAGGGCACCACCCAGCGUCCAGUCCCGUUGUAAAGGGACUGAGAAUCCAGGGGCACUGUCAGCCGCAGCCACGAAGCCCUCAUCUUACCUCCACAGACGCCCCUGGGGACCGUGGGUCAGGUGCCACCCCAUGAAGAGGCAGGGUCUUGGAGGGUUGGAGAAAGGGAUAGGUGAGGGUCCUCCACCCUCCCUAAGCAAGCUGGAAGUGGGAGCCUGCUGCCCCUCACCGCCUCAGCCAGCAAAUGAGGGUGACAGGAGGACAAGCUGCUCCCAAACUCCCGAGAGCUUCCAGAACUGCCUGGGACCUGCUGAGUCAGGCAGGCCGAGCCCAGAGCCCAGAGCCGCAGGUUUGGCCACUUUCUAAAGGAGGCGCUUCCUUUCCUUGCCCAUCGGUGCCAGCCCCUGUCCGCUGGUGCCUGGGCCCCCAGACAGCCCCUGCCCCGCGGGCCUGCCCUCUCAGGGACCUCCGGAGAGCCUGAGGCAGGCCGUAGAGUGAGGCCAGGAGCGGACAGACCUCGGGAGACGGCCUUUCCCCCACCCUCCCCGCCCGGCAGCCCUGCCCGCCCUGUGACAGUGUCGUUGCCGCCACAGCUUCUGGCAUCUCAUUGAGGAAAGAACCGCACAAUAAAAGCAAGCCUCUGGGA
This is a messenger RNA of Tupaia belangeri chinensis (Chinese tree shrew), 1802 nucleotides long. Its product is annotated as thy-1 membrane glycoprotein-like. The record is from RefSeq and is a predicted model, not a curated record. Lineage: Eukaryota; Metazoa; Chordata; Mammalia; Scandentia; Tupaiidae. The transcript has 3 exons. Gene Ontology annotation, molecular function: GTPase activator activity; integrin binding. Gene Ontology annotation, cellular component: focal adhesion; myelin sheath; external side of plasma membrane. Bases 1 to 678 code for a protein of 225 amino acids. Gene Ontology annotation, biological process: integrin-mediated signaling pathway; positive regulation of focal adhesion assembly; regulation of cell migration.